UGUAACACAAGGAUAAUGUUUCAGGUGAAGGUGGCCAUUUUGAAGUACAUAGAAACACUCACACUACAAAUGGAGCCACAGGAUUUUGUCAACUCGAGCGAAACCAGACUGGCAGUGUCACGUAUUAUUACGUGGACCACCGAACCCAAGAGCUCCGACGUCAGAAAGGCAGCACAGUCUGUGUUGAUAUCGCUGUUCCAGCUGAACACACCAGAGUUCACAAUGCUUCUAGCUGCACUGCCUAAAACCUUUCAGGAUGGAGCCACCAAAUUAUUGCAGAACCACCUACGGAACACAGGCAACACAGCCCAGGUGAUAAACACGUUAUUAAUAUGUACUGUAUAGUAUCUUAUACC
Messenger RNA from Sinocyclocheilus grahami, 356 nucleotides. RefSeq names its product CLIP-associating protein 2-like. Gene Ontology annotation, molecular function: microtubule binding. Gene Ontology annotation, cellular component: spindle microtubule; basal cortex; microtubule organizing center. NCBI's taxonomy places the organism in Eukaryota, Metazoa, Chordata, Actinopteri, Cypriniformes, Cyprinidae. The record is from RefSeq and is a predicted model, not a curated record. The transcript has 2 exons. Gene Ontology annotation, biological process: establishment of mitotic spindle localization; mitotic spindle assembly. Bases 16 to 345 code for a protein of 109 amino acids.